UCAAAAAUAACAUCUCAAUGUUAUGAAAAAUUCCCAAUUCAGAUAAUCGUCAAUGUUUUUAUAAAAUCCAGAGAGAAAAAAAAAAAUAAAAGAACUAGAAAAUUGGUUAUAAAGUCAAGCCUCUAAAUUCGAAAGCCUUUAAAAUGACCACCCAAAGACUGAAGUGCGACCUUAGUCCGGAGGUGACCACCUGUCUGCGGCUGAAGGACAGUGUCCGUCCGGACUGCUGUCCCAUCCGGGAUCCGAUCCCCUACGAUGGUGAGUGUUUUGUGCGGGACAUUGGCAAGGAGCUGGACAAGUUGUCCCGACGCCAUGAGCGCAUGUUUGUGAAGCGCAAGCGGCUGAUGGAGAUGGCGAUCCCCAAACGCCGCCACUGCCGCUUUGUGCCCAAAUGCGCCUGUCCCUUUCCCAAGUCCAUCGAAAUGGUGCGUCCCUGUGAUGUCCAGAGUCACACUCGAACCGAACAACUGGCUCUGCCCACCGUUCGCAGGCUUCUCCAACGGCGGCGGACCGCCAUCCUCGCCGGCGAUACCAUCGGCGAGUCCAUCCUGAACAGGUGGCUGCGCUACAGCUACCUGUCGCUCUACAGUCGUCUCUCCAAUGUCCAGCCCCUUGUUAAACCAAAGAAAAAGAAGAAAAAGACGGAGAAGCAAUUGGCUCGACACGAAAAGUACAUCCAAAAGUUGGCGAAUCCAAAGAAAGCCCCAAAACCCCCAAAACCGAAACGAUCGGCGGGGGAGAUUGACCAGGAGCGGCUCAAGAAACUGGCCAGCCCCAAGGCCUUUUUGGAGGAGCUCAAGCCCAAAUGGGAACUGACCUCCCAGAUGAAGGGCUACAAGGCGACCAAGCGGCUCAAAGAAAUAUCACAGCCCGUUAUGCGGGAAAACGUUCACAUCAACGAAACACCCGAGAAGGUUUCGCCAAAUGCCCUCAAGUACAAGCCGAGUGCGCGCAUCAAGGAAAUGUCGGAGCCGCUGACGAUACGCGAUGCCAACCAGGGAAUGGCGGACGUCAAGGAGAAUCCCUUCGGUAUCGCCCCCAAUGCGCUCAAGUACAAGCCGAGCACGCGGAUCAAGGAGCUGGCGGAGCCCAAGGAGUUCGAGAACACGCACAUCCGGGAGAAUCCGUUUGCCAUUUCGCCGGCGGCUCUAAAAGCCAAGGCCUCGCCACGCCUCAUCGAACUGGCCAAGCCCAAGGGCGGUUAAAUCCAUCCGGACUGGGCCAUAUAUUUGGUGUCCUACAAUUUGCGUUUUGGCUACGUUUGGUAUCGAGUUUUUCAUUAAAUUUGUCUUUGGUUUUCAAAAAUA
Molecule: messenger RNA, 1307 nt
Organism: Drosophila gunungcola (fruit fly)
Lineage: Eukaryota; Metazoa; Arthropoda; Insecta; Diptera; Drosophilidae
Exons: 4
Coding region: 144-1205 (353 amino acids)
Source: RefSeq, a predicted model, not a curated record